Protopolystoma xenopodis is the source of this 606-nucleotide messenger RNA. Lineage: Eukaryota; Metazoa; Platyhelminthes; Monogenea; Polystomatidea; Polystomatidae. The record is from the annotation of a GenBank genome assembly.
GUCUCUAGAUCGGCCUACCUCAAACUUCGCGUUCUCUGGGAUUCGGCCCUCUGCAAAGUGCCCACUUACUGGCAUCGUGACAAUCAGCUGGCAACGGAGUUGCACGCAAUACGCAGUCAGCUGUUACGUCUAGUUCGCUGCACUCUGGUUUGCCAUCAGGCACAAAUGAUCAAGGAGAAGGCUGAGCUGCGCGAACCAUCUCACCUCUUUGGCUAUCCGAAUCUGCUUCGGAUGUGUGAUGUUGUGGACAUUCUGGAGGGGCGACUUCAGGGCAAGAUAACGCAUUAUGCGGAACAGUUGAUUCGUCAUUCAAGGGACUGCACAGUGAGUCGCUUUCUGAUGUCUCUUAAAAUUGCGACCGAGGCGAAUGAAUCGCAUUAUUGCCUCAUUAACACUAGACCAUUUUCAUUUAAUACUCAUCAUAGUCAAGAGUAUAAGCAUGUAAAGGAAAAUUACUUUUUGCCACUUCAGCAAUGUCUGCGAGUAGCUCGGCCCUGUACACGUUGCUUGCAGCAGAAGAACAAUGGCCAGGUUGGAAAUGCCAUCAAAGGCGAGCUGGACGUGGACAUCCGCUGUCCACACUGCUGGAAGGUGGAUACAAAGUGA